This is a messenger RNA of Brassica oleracea var. oleracea, 1026 nucleotides long. RefSeq lists its product as uncharacterized. Lineage: Eukaryota; Viridiplantae; Streptophyta; Magnoliopsida; Brassicales; Brassicaceae. Gene Ontology annotation, cellular component: plasma membrane. The record is from RefSeq and is a predicted model, not a curated record. Bases 116 to 1015 code for a protein of 299 amino acids. The transcript has a single exon.
UCUACCGUUAAGAGAUUUAUGACCUUAGAAGUUAUCUUUCCAACCAGCCUUUCUGUGACUUGAGUAGAAGGGAGACAAAACCUAAUUUUGAUGAAAUCUCUAAAACAAAGCACCAAUGUCGGAGCAUCUUCCUCCUCCUCAAAGGAGGGCUUCUUCCGGAUUUGGUGAUCCCGCAUUGGUAUUCCCUGAGUUUGCUUCAAAGCAACGCGGCCUCGAGAAAGUUCAAGAAGAAGAAGGAGAAGGAGAAGAUAGCAGCUACGGCGGGAAAGGCUCUUUUGACCUGAGCUCCAGGUUCUCGAGCCCUUCCGUCUCUCGAAACGGGUUCGAAACACCCAAGAAGACUUCAUCUCUGAAGCUGCCUGGGUUCAGAGAGGAAGAAGAGACGGACCGAAGUACAAACUCGGGUUCCUUUGUGGAUCGCGAGGAGAAGAGAAAGUGCCCUGGAUGUUUCAGAAAAUGCUGUGCAUGCACGUGCAUGUUUCUUUCCAUCGUUCUUAUAAUCUUGUUGUUGACAGGGCUGUCUGUGAACUCUUCGGUGAAAGCUAGUCUACCUCAGGUUUCUGUAACAAACCUCAGGUUCUCGAGAUUAGAUUUCGCCAAUUCAACAACGGAUCUUUUGAUGAAUGCGAACAUGAAGACGGUUCUUGAGCUGUCUAACAAGAACGACAAGUUGUUGUAUUACAGCCCCAUGAAAGCUGCUGUCUCUUCUGAGAACAUAAACCUCGGACAGAAGAAGCUUGGUGGGUUCAUGCAAAGCCCUGGAAACGUUACUUAUUUGAGUAUUCCCACCAGGCUUAGAAAAGCGAAGGUCUAUGAUGUUGAUGCUACGUUGCUGAGAAACAAAGAGAAGAAGCUUGAAGCUGUGGUUAAUGUGCGUUUGAGUGGGAAACUGGGUUUUGAUUGGUUGGGAUUUAGGAUUCGUUUACCAACUGUUAUUGAUUGUGAAGAUGUGAAACAGAGUGAUGUGAUCAAUGGACUCAAGCCCACGUGUGAUGUUCGAAUCUUUUGGCAAUGAAAAUCGAUUAA